UGAGAUCAGCCGUGUCAGAGAGAGUAAUCCCGCAGAGUGGAAACAGCCACAGAUCCCACCCGUCCGACUGGAAUAUUAAAGCUUUAUUCUCCUCCCCACGUUGCCAGAGUGGGCGAGUAAGUGGGCGCAUAUCCCGUGUGUCACGCAAUAACUAGUUGUAGUGAUUUAAAGAAUCUGUCUGGUCGAGGGGGUGAGGGGGGGUGACCGGCUUAACGCGCACCGGACGCGCAAAAUGAAGGAGGAGGAUGGGUACGAGCGCAGCGCACUGACACAGACUCUCCAAGAGUUUGCGAAGAACAUGACGGGAUGUGAGCUGAACUCUCGGUAGAAUGGCCCCUCAUCUCACAUGGAUCUCUGAGGGAUGGCGACUUUCCACCACCACCACCACCAUCAUCAUCACCAUCAUCCCAGUGCGGACCUGCGCCGGCUCUUCCACCGGCUCACCAUCGCGUCCUCUCUGAGCAUCCUCUGCUUCUCUUUGGUGUAUCUCCUCACCGGGUGUUGUGAGUCGGAGCUCACGGAGAACUUUGAGAUCAAACCGGCAGCGCGUGAGUUCCUCGUAUCUGGAGGAUGGACGCACGAGAGGAACGGAACCGUGUCCAGAGGCGAGGACGCGGCGGUUGGCGAAGGCGCGUUAAGUGGUCAUCCCGGACUGGAGGCGAACAGUACGGGUAAAGAGUGGACCGCCACAAGGAGGUUACCCCAGGCACUGAUCAUUGGGGUUAAAAAAGGAGGCACCAGGGCUCUGCUGGAGUUCCUGCGUCUCCACCCGGACAUCCGCGCUCUUGGGUCGGAACCACAUUUCUUUGACCGGCAUUACGCACGGGGACUGGAGUGGUACAGAAGUAUGAUGCCCAAAGCCCUGGAAGGCCAGAUUGUUAUGGAGAAGACCCCUCGCUACUUUGUUACCGUGGAAACACCGGCUCGAGUCCAUGCUAUGUCGCAGGACGUUAAGCUGAUUGUGGUCGUGCGAGACCCUGUAACCAGAGCCAUAUCUGACUAUACACAGAUCAUUUCCAAAACGCCUGACAUCCCUCCAUUUGAGAGCCUCGCCUUCAAGAACCGCACCACAGGUCAGAUCGACUCUCUGUGGAGCCCAUUGUGGAUCGGCCUGUAUGCCCAGCACCUGGAGCGCUGGCUGGCCUGGUUCCCCAGGACUCAAAUCCAUCUGGUCAGCGGGGAGAGGCUCAUCUCCGACCCAGCUGGAGAACUGGGUAAAGUCCAGGACUUUCUGGGCCUCCAGAGGAUUGUCACAGACAAGCACUUCUACUUCAAUAAAACAAAAGGCUUCCCCUGCUUAAAGAAACCAGAGGGCAGCAGCAAACCUCACUGCCUGGGGAAAACGAAAGGGAGGACUCAUGCUUCUAUUGACCCGGAGGUGAUGCAGAGACUGAGGGAUUUCUACAAGCCACACAACCAGCGCUUUUAUCAGAUGGCAGGUCAGGACUUUGGAUGGCAGUGACCUUCUGCUGCUGCUAAAAGCCUGUGCAAAUCAUCCAUCUGAUCUAGACAGAUGCAGAGAGUAUAAAAGAUCCAGAGAGGAGCCUAUUGUCUGGCAGAACAGGAUCUCACAAACUGGGCAACGGAAAUCCAGUGUCAAUACACUCACCUUUAACAAAUGAUCAUCUUGUUCAUGUGUAAAAGACAACAGUGUGAGUUUAUAGAUGUCCAGUACAGGUGCUUCAUCACAUAUCUCACCACUUAUUCCUAUGUCAGGUGGUCACAUAAAGCAACGGGACAAAAGUGUCUAAAAAGAUUUGCUGGUGGAUAUACAUUACAGCUGUAAAAAAAAAAA
Sphaeramia orbicularis (orbiculate cardinalfish) is the source of this 1795-nucleotide messenger RNA. It is a transcript of the gene hs3st3l, whose product is annotated as heparan sulfate (glucosamine) 3-O-sulfotransferase 3-like. The coding region runs from base 362 to 1462 and encodes 366 amino acids. The transcript is spliced from 3 exons. Lineage: Eukaryota; Metazoa; Chordata; Actinopteri; Kurtiformes; Apogonidae. The record is from RefSeq and is a predicted model, not a curated record. Gene Ontology annotation, molecular function: [heparan sulfate]-glucosamine 3-sulfotransferase activity.